AUAUAUAAUUGUAAACGAAAUGUGUUCCCAUUUUAUUACAAUAUCUUUGCAUGUAAUGUUAUUUUUAAGUCUCGGUUACGGCUUAAACACAAUCGUAAGAACAAUUGAAUAUAAUGCCGUCACGGAGAAAAUGCAAACAUUGAAUGAGACAAUCGAUGGUCCAAUAUCGCCUCCGCAAAGAUCAUUAUAUCAAAAUCAACGACGUUUUCUCUUAAGCGCUAUUGUUAUUGUUUUGGGUGUUGUUGGCAAUUUUUUAGCUUUGGUCAUUUUGGCGCGCAAAAAAGCCACUAAGCAUAGCAAGUAUACCUUUAUGUUGCGUUGUUUAUCCACCAACAAUUUCAUUGGUUUACUGGGCAUGCUAAGCACGUUAGUGUUAAAAAUUUAUUUGCCGCAAGAUGUUUUUAAGCAAUACAUUAAAUGGGAUUGCGUCGGUAAAGUAAUCUGGCGAUUUUUUGGUUUAAGUUCCGGUUGUAUAGCAGCCGUUAUGGCUAUUGAACGUUGGAUGGCAUUGGCCAGACCAUUUAUCUAUCAUAAGCACAUCACAUAUGAACUGGUGCGUAAAACUAUCAAAUCGUUGAUAUUAUUGGCGAUAAUAAUAACAUUUUUGCCAUUCUUUGGUUUCGGAGCUUAUGUAGACGAUAGCGAUCCAACGAAUAUCAAAUGUUUACGUUAUCGCGACGCCGACGGUUUUUGGAAUAAAACUUAUUCAGUAUUGUUUAUGAUGUUCGGCACGUUGCUUUGUGUAGUUAUAGUCGCCUGUAAUUUAUUUGUUACACGCGUGCUAUGUUUUAUUGGUCGAAGUCGUACAACCAAACGUUACAUGUCCUACGAUAUGGUAAAUCGCAGUGAAAAGAGUUCUACGGUCCAUAUUGAUGGAGAAAGUUCGAGUGGUACAUCAUUAUAUCAGCAUCAUCAACAUCCCGAUGGUGGUAGUCGUAAUGGCACUCAAAAUUCACAUUAUCCUCACACCAAUAACGUGACAUUAACGGCAGCAGCAUCACCUGAUGAAAUUAAAUUUGCCAAAUUAAUGUUGUUUUUAAGCAUUUCAUUCGUUAUAUGCUGGAUGCCCCAAAUGAUUGCUAUACCGAUGGCUAUUGUACGGAAUCGUGUACCAAAAGCACAUCCAUUCUUUUUAAUAGCGGACAUGUUGAUGGCUUUGCAUUUCACCUCCGAUCCCUAUGUAUAUGUAUUAAGUCGUACCAAACACUCAUAUAUAUUAGGCUGCCUUAAACGUUGGCGUACUGGCUUGAAACGUUCGCAAAGUGAUCAAAGUCGCCUACGUACAACCAUUGAACAGCAUACCUUAGAUUGUGGUCUCAAUUAAGAUUUGAAUUCAACGCUUUAAGCAUUAAUUAGGCCGAUUUAUAUGUACUUAUGACGUGUGCACGUAUGAAAGAAAGUGCGUAACUAUUAAAUGAACCUUCGCAUAUAAUGGCUUCUUUCUUUUUUCAAUAAUUGUUUUCUGCUCCUUUUUUUUUUUUUUUUUUUUGUUUUCUUCUCUUACGCUCAUGUGACCUCAUUCAAUAUUAACUAAAAUCUAACUCGCAUUAUUUUCAAUAUAUAUAUAUAUAUACGGGAAUAUGAGUGUGUAAAUGUGGAUUAAAUUGUACUUAUAACGCGAUUAAUUACUUUAAAUUCUAAUGCAUUAAAAAAUAAUUUAAACUAUUUUAAUG
This is a messenger RNA of Glossina fuscipes, 1673 nucleotides long. RefSeq names its product prostaglandin D2 receptor. Bases 20 to 1324 code for a protein of 434 amino acids. The record is from RefSeq and is a predicted model, not a curated record. Gene Ontology annotation, molecular function: G protein-coupled receptor activity. NCBI's taxonomy places the organism in Eukaryota, Metazoa, Arthropoda, Insecta, Diptera, Glossinidae. Gene Ontology annotation, cellular component: plasma membrane. The transcript is spliced from 5 exons. Gene Ontology annotation, biological process: inflammatory response; adenylate cyclase-activating G protein-coupled receptor signaling pathway; positive regulation of cytosolic calcium ion concentration.